Molecule: messenger RNA, 546 nt
Organism: Austrofundulus limnaeus
Lineage: Eukaryota; Metazoa; Chordata; Actinopteri; Cyprinodontiformes; Rivulidae
Product: putative golgin subfamily A member 6-like protein 3
Exons: 3
Source: RefSeq, a predicted model, not a curated record
AGGGAACGAGAAGAGGAGCAGAGGGAACGAGAAGAGGAGCAGAGGGAACAAGAAGAGGAGCAGCGGGAACAAGAAGAGGAGCAGAGGGAACAAGAAGAAGAGCAGAGGGAACAAGAAGAGGAGCAGCGGGAACAAGAAGAAGAGCAGAGGGAACAAGAAGAGGAGCAGCGGGAACAAGAAGAGGAGCAGAGGGAACAAGAAGAAGAGCAGAGGGAACAAGAAGAGGAGCAGCGGGAACGAGAAGAGGAGCAGAGGGAACGAGAAGAGGAACGAGAAGAGGAUCAGAGGGAACAAAAAGAGGAGCAGAGGGAACGAGAAGAGGAGCAGAGGGACCAGGUAAUUAGGCUCUGUGACGGCAGUCGUGCCUCUGCCACCACCGGCACAAGCGAACAGGUGUGGGAGUCGGCAGCCGAAGAACCACACAACGCCUCGCCAGACGUCACGGACCGACCGCGGAGCGAGAGGAAAGAGGCUGUUCAGCCGYGGCGAGGACGAGAGCCGGAGCCGCGAGGCUUCACCCGAAAAGAACCUGAGCUGAAACCGUGA